Messenger RNA from Gopherus evgoodei (Goodes thornscrub tortoise), 2126 nucleotides. It is a transcript of the gene NFYB, whose product is annotated as nuclear transcription factor Y subunit beta. The record is from RefSeq and is a predicted model, not a curated record. Gene Ontology annotation, biological process: regulation of transcription by RNA polymerase II. NCBI's taxonomy places the organism in Eukaryota, Metazoa, Chordata, Testudines, Testudinidae. Gene Ontology annotation, molecular function: RNA polymerase II cis-regulatory region sequence-specific DNA binding; DNA-binding transcription activator activity, RNA polymerase II-specific; protein heterodimerization activity. The coding region runs from base 417 to 1034 and encodes 205 amino acids. Gene Ontology annotation, cellular component: CCAAT-binding factor complex; nucleus. The transcript is spliced from 7 exons.
GCCCUGGUGCCCAGCAGCGGGGCGGGAACGGGGAUCUCGCCCCCUCCCCCGUCAAAGCCCGGUCGUGUCCCCUUUGCUCCCUCCCCCGCCCUGUAGCGGGGUGACUUGGGUCUCCGCGGAGUGGGGGCCGCUUGUGGGAUUUUAGGCGGGGAAGGGGCGACCUUUUCUGCCCACCCUCGGCAGCCACGGCCUCGGCUGCUGAGCGUGCGGGAAGUCCGAGCCCCUGAUGCGGCCACAGCUGCUCCCCGACCUCCAGCUCCCCCGCCCCCCCGCAGUUCCGACUUUGUGCCCGUCUGCGGACUGGGAGGAUGGCGAUGUUGGCGUGGUGCAGCAUCUCGGUGAUCCUGGGAUCAGAGCUAGGACAACUAGGCUCCUCUACAUGGGCACCCAGCAGCUAACCUUGCAGUCCUCUCACGAUGGACGGUGACAGUUCUACAACAGAUGCUUCUCAGUUAGGAAUUGCUGGAGAUUACAUUGGUGGUAGUCACUUUGUAAUACAGCCUCAUGAUGACACGGAGGACAGUAUGAAUGAUCAUGAAGACACAAAUGGCUCAAAAGAGAGUUUUAGAGAACAAGAUAUAUAUCUUCCAAUUGCAAAUGUGGCAAGGAUAAUGAAAAAUGCCAUACCCCAGACAGGAAAGAUUGCUAAAGAUGCAAAGGAGUGUGUGCAAGAGUGUGUAAGUGAAUUCAUCAGCUUUAUAACAUCUGAAGCAAGUGAGAGGUGUCAUCAAGAGAAACGAAAGACUAUCAAUGGAGAGGAUAUUCUCUUUGCCAUGUCUACCUUGGGAUUUGAUAGUUAUGUUGAACCUUUGAAGCUGUAUCUCCAAAAAUUCAGAGAGGCAAUGAAAGGAGAGAAAGGAAUUGGAGGAACAGUUACAACUGCAGAUGGUCUUAGUGAGGAGCUCACAGAAGAAGCAUUUACUAACCAGUUGCCAGCAGGUUUAAUAACUACAGAUGGCCAGCAGCAAAAUGUUAUGGUUUAUACAACAUCUUAUCAACAGAUCUCUGGUGUUCAACAAAUUCAGUUCUCGUGAUUUGAAGAAGGCUUUUUGGGAAUGGAAGAGAGACAAGAAAGCUGUACAACUUGUGAAGGGAGACGUUAGUUUAAAAUGACAGAGGAGAGAGUUGUCUCUUUGUACAUUAAAUAGCUGUAAUGUAGCUACCUGAGGCUUGACUAAUGGAGGUGUGAAUUCUGACUCAAAUCUUUUUUUCAUGAAUUUUUAAAUAAAUUGGAUAUUAAGGGUAUUAAAGUAUUUUUGUUUUGUACAAGAGUUUGUUGCUCUGUAUAACUCCUGUAUGCAUUGUAUAUUGCAAUUUAUUACUGUCAGAUUUGUAGACAGUUUCUUAUUUUCAUAUUGAAUCAUGUUACUUUUGUAAUUCAGGUAAACAGCUGAGUUUAAUUCAUGUUUACCCUUUAAAUAAAAUAAGGGUAAAGUUCAUUUUGAAUGCAAGUUGCCUUUAUUAUAAAAUUUGAAUUGUUCUUGGUUAUGUAAAUUGUCUUGCAUGUCUUAACUAGAUUUUUAAUGUUGACAUAUUUAUUGAAAACUUGAAAGGGUUUUUUUUAUGAAACUCUAGCAGCUCAAAAGAAUUGUUAGAAUUGUUUUUUAAUGUUAAUCCAGAAGCAAACAAUUGUUAGAUCUGUUGAAAUUUAGAUAUCUGGUGCCCAUCAACAGUGUUCACUAUAAUGCAAUAGUUAUUUGAGAUAGCUACUACAGGCAUUCAUUAGGCUACUUUUACAAUUAUAUUAACUUAACUCUGUACAGACUUCUGAAGAACAAUUUGUUAAAUUUAAAGUAGUCUUAGAGCUAUUGAAAUGCAUGGUUUUUGGAAAGCCAAAUCCCAAAAUGUAACUGUUUCCUUGAGUAUUAUAGGAGGAUUUUAUAGUCCUGUGGUAAAUGACCUCAAUUUAACUUUUUAAACUGAAAUAUAAGGUUUGGUUUCCUGUAAGACUGUGGGAACUCUCAAAUGUUUCAGAAAUAGUGUGUACAAUGUGUGUGUGUGCACAUGUGUACAUGCAUAUGCAUGUGUGAGUGACUGAAAUAUGAAUAGAUGAUAAAUCUGAAAUGAAAGACAAACAUCUAGUUUGUUGUCUCCUUCCUGAUUUUACAAUAAACUGUACCUAGAUA